This is a messenger RNA of Girardinichthys multiradiatus, 1251 nucleotides long. It is a transcript of the gene tpk2, whose product is annotated as thiamin pyrophosphokinase 2. Gene Ontology annotation, molecular function: 8-oxo-dGDP phosphatase activity. The transcript is spliced from 9 exons. Lineage: Eukaryota; Metazoa; Chordata; Actinopteri; Cyprinodontiformes; Goodeidae. The record is from RefSeq and is a predicted model, not a curated record. The coding region runs from base 189 to 1091 and encodes 300 amino acids.
GUUCACAUGAAGGGGUGACCAAGUCAUGCCUCCCUUCUCCAACACACCUGAAUCAUCAGUGUUCAGCUCUGCAGAGAUCUGGUGACGAGACAUUCAUUUGAUUCAGGAGCUUCAUUCAGCAUAAUCAACUUCUCCAAUACUGCACAUGCGUACUGCUCCACUGAUUGUUGACAAGUGUGUGAUUUAAAAUGGCUUCCAGCGCCUGGUCCGAGAAAAUACUGCACCUCCUUCGCCGAAUGAACAAUUUUUAUUCAGCAGGUUCCUGUCGGUCCAGCUGCUUCAAGUUUGAGAUAGACGGAGUCCAGGUUGGCUGGAUUCCUUCUCAUGUAGCUUCACUGAUCACACGGCACACCGAUGUGUUCCUUCCACCACAGGAGGGCGCCGUUUCCCUCUGUCCCAGGCUUGACUGCUAUGAGAGGAGGUCAGAGGCGGUGAAUGAAGUUUUACAGACUCUCAGACAGGAGAGCUCUCUGACCUGCCUCAAAGGAUGGAGGGAUGAGAAGUACAGUGUGAAACCCAGGUUCUCUGAUCUGCCUCUGAUGUGGAUGGAACGAGCGGCUACAAGUCUUUUUGGUGUCAAAAGGUAUGGAGUUCAUGUCAAUGGAUACACUGUGAGUGACAGCAGGAAAGUUAGCAUGUGGCUAGCCCGACGGUCCAUUACCAAGCAGACGUAUCCUGGACUGCUGGACAACAUGGUGGCUGGCGGCCUGGCUGCUGGUGUUGGAAUCAAACACACUCUGAUCAAAGAGUGUGAGGAGGAAGCAUGUAUCCCAGCAGACAUUGCUGUGAAGGCCCAUCCUGUAUCAACAGUAAGCUACACUUAUGAGGACGAAGAGGGGGUAUUUGCAGAGAGCCAGUUUGUCUUUGAUUUAGAACUUCCACUGGACUUCAAGCCCUGCAUAGGAGAUGGAGAAGUUGAAAAAUUCUACCUGCUCCCGAUAGAGAAGGUGAAGGAACUGCUGGCCACUGAUGACUUCAAGCCCAACUCUGCCAUGGUCAUCCUAGACUUCCUUAUCCGACACUCGUUCAUCGAGCCGGACACAGAGCCAUAUUAUCAGGAACUUGUAACAGGACUCCAUCAGACUUUAUAGACAAGAAAUGCAAUUAUUAAAGCCAAACCCAGAGACCACCUUGGAUUCUGCGCAGUGGGCUGACUCUGGAAACUCGAAACUGAGUGUUUAUGGGAGUGGAUCACAUGACAGCAACAGACUGGGCACCAGAUUUGGGAUGGAUCCUGCUCAUCACCUGGAA